This is a messenger RNA of Pundamilia nyererei, 2901 nucleotides long. RefSeq names its product coiled-coil domain containing 85A, like (gene ccdc85al). NCBI's taxonomy places the organism in Eukaryota, Metazoa, Chordata, Actinopteri, Cichliformes, Cichlidae. Bases 517 to 1929 code for a protein of 470 amino acids. The record is from RefSeq and is a predicted model, not a curated record. The transcript is spliced from 3 exons.
UGGCGCUGCAACCAAACUAUGAUUUCGGUGAGGCUCAAGCCCCCGGAGGGAGAGACCUGGAGAGAGAGAGGGAGGGGGAGAGAAAGGGGAGAGCUGUUUCCUCUCCCUGUGUUUCUGCUGUGCACAGCGGACUAUCUCCUCUUUCUCGCAGUGUGCUGAGCCUAGAUGCGGCAGGUGUGUGUGUAAACCGAAGCUUUUCUCACUUUGACCACCUGACCGACAGAAUCUGGAUUCUAAUGCAUAUCGGCUGCGCACAGAGUCCAUUUCGGCUGUGAGGAUGUUGCAGUGAUAGUAGAGCAUCUUCUCCGCUGUAUCGCGCCCAGCCGGCAUCGUCAGCUGUUGCUCUAGGAAGAGAGUGGAAGAGUGGGGAGCAACAGAAAAGGCCAAACUAUGCGACUGAUUUACAAUCCGUAACCGUUUCCACCCUAAGUCGACCGGGGAGCGGAUGCGAGCAGAGGUUGCCAGCGAGCCUCUAAGUAUUUUCUGCUCUUUGUCGGUACCGGAGGAGCUGUGCCAAUGGAGAAAGCGACUCCACCGCCCCAGCCUGGGCUUCAGCUCUCGAUAGCGAAGACUGAAAGUCCAGCAGAGGACAUCUCCGGUCUGACUGACGAGGAACUGCUCAAGUGGACCAAGGAGGAUCUGGUGCGCCGACUCAGGCGGUCUGAGGCCGACAAGAUGAGCGUGAUUCUGGACCACGGGAAUCUCAUCCGGGAGGUCAAUCGUAGCCUCCAGCUGCACUUAAACGAAAUCAGGGGGCUGAAGGACAUUAACCAGAAGCUGCAGGAGGACAAUCGUGAGCUGCGGGACUUGUGCUGCUUCUUAGAUGAUGAUCGUCAAAAAGGAAAGCGUGUGUCCAGAGAGUGGCAGCGUCUCGGACGUUACAGUGCCAGCAUAAUGCGUAAAGAGGUGACCCUCUACCUCCAGAAACUCAAGGAGCUAGAGCUUCGACAAGAAGAGGUAAUCCGGGAGAACCUGGAGCUGAAGGAGCUCUGUCUUCUACUGGAUGAAGAAAAGGGGGUAGUAGGUGGUGGAGGUGGCAUUGGAGGAAGUGGAGGUGGAGGCAGUGUGGGAAUGGGAGGGUGCCGUAACUCCAUAGACAGCCAGAAUAGCUUGCUGCUAGUGCCUGGCCAGGGGUUGCUAAUGAGAGACGUAGGGGAUGGAAGCAGCACUUCCAGUGCAGGGAGUGCUGACAGCUCUGAUCACCUUCACCAUAAACAGCCUCACCUGGCUGCAGGAGUGGGUGGGGUUGGCAGUGGUGGGGAAAAAGGAAGCCCUGAGCUUCUACAUAAACCCAGGUGUAGCAGCAUCAGUGGAAUAGGAGGUGUAAUUGGAGGAGACAGGGAGGUGUCCAGUCCUGAUCACCCAGCUGGGCGCCAUCGGAGUACAAGCCUGGAGUACCCAUACACCCUCCCUCAGCUCUGCCGGCCCCGCUGUGGCUCUAUAUCUGUGCCUGACCAUAGUCGGGUCAUGCGGGGCCUUAGUCCCGAAAAAUAUGGAAGGAACGUGGGCCACCGAAGUCCGGAGCAGCACCCCAAGCACCACAGCUCUGACCUCGUCCUGGGCCAGAGGCAGCACUUCCUAGGUCAGGGAGGCACCGGGGAGCUCUAUCAGCGGCACAACAGGAGCAGCAUAAGUAGUACAGGAUGCGGAAGCCCAGAGCCCCGGCAGGCACAUUUGGGGACUGGAGAGCACCAUGAAAAGGGCUGUUUCAUCCAGGGGGGCAGCCCGGAAACUCACAGGCACCAGUACAGCAUGAGCCCUGACCAUGUGAAGUUUGGCAGCCCAGUGAGAGAAGGGCAGAGGAGGCCGGCUGGAGACGAGCUGUCACCACAUCAUCGGAGCAUCUAUAAUGGCAUGAAUGCUUUGACGCUUCCUCUUGACCCCAACUUGGCGACCCACGCCUCUCAAAGGGAGGACGGGUUGCAGUGAGACAGCCCUCCUGCAUCUCAGGCCUUGAGGGACACAAGCACCCCUGGAUGCCACCUUCCACAGCUCCGGAUGGUCUGUAGUCCACGGCCUCAUCCAUUUGCUACAGCCGUUAAACAGCCUGCCUCCAUGUUUUCAUUUCUACAUAUCGAGAGUUUGAGCAGACAGGGGUGGGAGUUUUUUCUUUUUUUUCUUGAAUGAUAUCAGUUUAGUUGGUAAAAACUUGUGAUGACUGCUACACCUAAAUGGAAAUCUCUCCCGGCCAACCAAGACAUGGCUACCUCCUGGAGAGCACCCAGAGAGAAAGUGAGAGAGGCUGUGGAUUGGUGUGAGUAGAUGAAAAGGACUUUGCACUGUAUGUGCUGCUACUCUCUGUUUACAAAUGCAGAUCACUGGUGGAGAAGCACAUAGACCUUUCUAUAUCCUGCUGUUAAAAAACUUAUUUUCCUACACUCUCCCAUUUUUUUCUGCUCCCGCCUCCCCCCGCUGUCAUCGUUAGAAGUGAUCUUCAGUAUGUGUAAUGAGACUGGUGUAAUCUAAUGCUCUGUCUCUCAAUCUACAAAUCCAGAUGAUCACAUGAUUGCCAUCGUCUCCUCUCUCAUUCAUACUAAAAAUUCAGAACUCUUUCAGCCAUUUCAACUGACGGUAAAAAUAAGACAAAAUUGUAUAUGUCAAAGAUGUUCUAGCAAAGAAAAAAAACACAUCCUCUUCCUGUGUCUUAAACCAAGAUGGUCAACAUUACUAGCUGCUGACAGAUGUUCUUAUUCUAUGAGAUGCAAUGUUCAGGUGUAAUUUUUCUUUUUGUAUUAUCUUCUUUGCUCCCUCAAAGCGCCUAUAUUUAAGCUGGGGAGAAGAUUAUACAUUUCUCCAUGUUGUUUUUUUUUACAAGUCCAAGUAAAAAGUAGAUUAUUGGAUUAGUUUUCUAUAUAUCUAUAUAUAUAAAUACUAUAUGACUAUUAUUUUUGACUUACUGGU